Messenger RNA from Cataglyphis hispanica, 4302 nucleotides. Its product is annotated as blood vessel epicardial substance-like. The record is from RefSeq and is a predicted model, not a curated record. NCBI's taxonomy places the organism in Eukaryota, Metazoa, Arthropoda, Insecta, Hymenoptera, Formicidae. Gene Ontology annotation, molecular function: cAMP binding. Gene Ontology annotation, cellular component: sarcolemma. Bases 730 to 2184 code for a protein of 484 amino acids. The transcript has 7 exons.
GAAGGGGCGGCGAAGAAGGGGUGAGAAAAGCUCCGCUUGGGGGUGACCAACGAGAGAGCAAGCGACGUACAUACUCCGCGCAUACAUCGGCGAACGGAGAUUUCGCGCGGAGAUGAACGUACGAGUGGUCGCCGUUCUGUAUGCCUCGUCCUCCCUUCGAUGACGUCGCGUCCUUGUUGGACAAGGAGGAUUACGUACGGAGAACAGGAGAACGUCACCGCCACCAUCGGCAGGACGAAGGAUACAUCGUCAUUGAGGAUUGUUUUUCAUCGCUCCUGGCGGCAGUGACCAUGGCGCCAGUCCUGCUGUGUAAACAGUGCUCCAGCGAAGGAUACGAUCCGUUUUCCAGAUUGAUGCCGCUGUGCCCUUGCUGACAAGCGGACGGAUCGUUUCUGACGGAACAUCCGGCAUUUGUGACAAGGCCGCGAAGAAAGCGAGGAAACGUUUCGUUGAGACAAAUUACGGCAGACUCACGAUAAUUAUUGUGACUCUAUUUGUUGUGAGAACUGCGUGAGAUCCUUUCCUUGCGUGGCGAGCUUACCGAGGUCAAAAAGUAAUCGGUUGCGAUGGUAUCGCGCGCAAUGAUGUUCGUUCGCGUCGCGAAUUUCGAAGAGGACAGAGGAAGCCCAGCGUCUUCGUGCUCGCUGUUGUUGUCGCAUACCCACAGUAGACUGAGGUGUAUCAUCCCGCACUUCAAAAGACAUAUCGCUUAUCCACCAUAAGAGGUCAAUGGUGAUGGCACGUGUCACGCGCCCUCGACAAAAAAUGGCGAACACGACUGACUCACCCGCGACGGCCGGCGGCAGCCUCCUUUCGUCCUCGACGACGACGCCGUUCACCACCUCGUCGACAUCGGCGGCGACCUACUCGAGUGAGGGUUACACCCUCAAUUAUAGCGGUCUGCCCAGUCUGGGCGGCUACUCGUUGGACGAUCUUAACUACACGGAACUCUGGCUGGACGUCUGGAACGGCACCGAGGUCAAUAACAUCACUGAAAGGCUGAAUGCGACAGUGUUAAUACCGGGUGGUUACUGCGACGAAUGGGAGGCUGCUCAGCACAAGCUCUUCCAGGCAGCAAAUUUAUUUUUUGCGGCUGCGUUUCUGGUGCCGCGCUCGUUCAAAGCUUCCGUCUUAGCUCUUCGCACAUUUCUCACGGCGGGCUUUAUGUUAGCGGCUCUCUGGGCCGGAAUCACUAUAUGCGCCCUGGACGCUAUGUUGUGGUGCUUGGCCCUCGGUCUGCUGAACGGUAUUCACUCUCUGAUACUCGCCUGUCGAUUCCUACCUCCGGCUCUCAGCCCCGAAUUAGCCGAGCUCUAUCUGAAGCUUUUCAAGCCCUAUAAGGUCAGCAAAAAACACUUCCAGGAGCUGGCGAAAGAGGCGAGAAUACUCAAACUGGAUUCCGAUCAGACGUACGCGACGGAAGGAGUCACGCAGGCAGAUAAAAGGCUAUCCAUUCUUUUACGUGGAAAACUGAAGGUAACUUGCGACGGAACACACUUGCAUUAUAUCAGAGCUUACCAGUUCGUCGACUCACCCGAAUGGGAGGCCAUGCACGAAAACGACGCCGACGUCUUCCAGGUGACAAUACGAGCCGAGGAGCCUAGCACUUACAUAUGUUGGACGAGAAUGAAGUUGCUCAGGGUGCUCCGGCACAGGCCGCUGCUCAAGGUCGUUCUCAACACCCUCAUCGGUAAGGACAUUACGUCCAAAUUGUACGCCCUUAACGAGCAGCUCGCUGGUGUCGCGACCGCCAGUGAGAACGCCACGUCGAAUCCUUACAGGGGGGUCACGAGGAGCGCCAGCGUCGACGCCGUUAACACGGAAACCGCCGGAAAGGUUCGAUCGACGACCUGGAAGACGCAGAGGCGGUACAGCAAUCCGCGUAAUGACAGGAAUUCCUCAGCUGGGUAUUCGCAUCAAUAUUGGGCGCCGGUGGUUGCCAACCACUUUCCGGCGACUUCGCCGUUUAUUCAGAGCCAAAAUCUCGGCUACUCGUUACUGCCGCAGAGUGUCCAAUUCUCGCCGCCGCCUCCGCGAGCAGCCGCGCUAUCUCAUCCCCCUGUGACGCGACAGCGUAGCGGGGGUGCUGGCGGCGAUUACACCCUGCUACCUCAGACACCGAAGCUCGAGAGGAAACGAUCGAAAAAAGGGACUAGAGAGGUGACCUUCGAGACACCGGUAUGACGCUCACUUGACGGGGAAGGUCCUGCCAGCGUGCCUCUGCUUUCACUAUCGCCGCAACGCUCUGCCUAGCCCCGUCGUGGUCUCGUUGUCACCUUGAAGCACAUCGUAAAACUCACUCUUUAAACUUCCGGUCGACGCGCGAUAUCAACGAAUGGCCUACCUCCUCGAAUGGGAAGGGAGAAUGCGUCGAUCACGGUACGAGUAUGCUUUGAGAUAUCAUGGAGGUCUCCUUGGUACCGCGUAAUCGCAAGAGAUCGCGUGAAAACGAAGUUGUUGCGGGUGCAGUUUUGAGGUGUGCCAUUGAUUUCCAUAUCCUGCAAGUGCCACGCCUUACACAGACACGCACGCACGUGUGAAAUCGAAACCGCGAUGACGGCCGUGGAAACAGUUCCGAUGUCCCUACGGGAUCGGGACAUCCGUCGGAGUUUUAAGGUAAAUCGAAAGGGGACGUGAAUCGUUCGUGAAUUAACGUGGAGAGGUGGAGUAAGCGAUGAAGAAAAUCGUAAACGAAAGACUAAAUAUAGAAUAUAUUGUAUCGAUGAGCAUCGCCUCUAUGUACACACAUACACCUUUACAUCGACUGUGAUUACAACGGAUAUAAUUAUUAAGUCUUUCAGAGAAACGCUGAUUAUAUACACAUACAAAAAGAGACACGUAUACGUUAAUUAGCUGCCGCGGUAAUCACACACGCAUAAUCAAUCCUAACGCUUGCAUAAAUUCAGGUGUCCUCCGUUAAAGCGCAUAACGAUUUUCGAAUAAUUUUAUAUUUACAAUAUUUCUAAUUUUACACAGACUUUUAUUUGUUUUAUACAUUUUCGAAGCAUUUCCGUUUUUGAUGUUGUUGUCCGUAAAAUCUUUAAGUUCUUAUAAUACAAAUUAUUACUUUAUAAAUUAUUGAAUUUUUAGAUAUCUUUACAUUAUUAUAUAUACCUGUCAUAGAAAUAAAAUUAUAUUGGCGAAAGACAUCUGAAUAGCAUAAAUUGGGAUCGUUGUAUAAAAUUAGUGCAUAAAAUGCGCAUUCACGAUAAAUGUGAUAUGUUGAGAAAACACGCAGCAGAUUCUAUCCGGCGAACGGAAGAAAAUUCCAUUUGCACUCCCUUAAUCAAAUACAAAACGCGUUAAAUAAAUAAACAAACAAAAAAAAAACAAAAAACAAAAAAAAAACUGGAAAAGUGAAAUGGAAAAACAUGCCGAAUAACCCAGGAGUAAAACAAUAAGUGCUUCGUUAAAAAAGCCUGCGCAAUAAAGUGCUUCGAAAAAAGUAGUUGAUGGCGAGAUACAAAUUAUAAAACAAAUUUUAAUUAUUCACGCAAAUUAAACGGAAAAAAAUAUGCGUUGUGCAUAAACGUAGAAGAAAAAAAAAAAAAAACAUGUGUGUUUGUAUGUUUCUAUGUUUAUAUAAUCGCCGCGUGUGAGAGCGAGGCUGUAGAAGAUCAACAAAGACGCACAAACGAUUAAACAAAACACGUGAAGAAAAUAAAAUUAAUUAAAACGGCUGUGUAGAGUCGAGUGUAAAUGUUAAAAAAAUGGCUGUAGAGUAUUGUAACGUUACGAAGGAGUGUGUGAGCAGUGUGUUCCAAGAGGCGCACGUCGGAAAGGAUCGCCGUUGUUCAAGUAGAAGUUACUUUGGUCAAAUUAGACGAGACAUUAUUGUAAUAUUUCAUUAUUAUGUAGUUGCUUUUGUGAUAACUGGACAUAUAUAUAUAUAGCAAAGUGAAAAAUCUAAUAACUUUAUAUAUUUAUAAUAAUCGAAAUUUUUGGAGACUGAGUUGCUGACUGGUAUUGUAAGUCUGUUAGUUUUGAAUAAUAUUUGCAGUGAUCUCUCUAAAUUUGGUGAAUAUUGUCGCGAUAUAUUUGUCGGAUUGUUUUUAGGAUUAAUUUGAAUUUCGAGAGAACUUAUUUGCAAAGACUGAUCUAUUUUCCGACGUAGACACGAGCCUAAAGUACGAAUGGAUCUAUUUGAAUGAUCUUUGUCGACGUUGCGUCAAGAGAGAAUAAACGAAAGCAAAACAAAUCGCGCGAGAUGGAGACUGCAGCAGCGAAGCAUCAACAUCACGACAUUGUAUAUUAUUAUUAUUAUUUAUUACAAUAUGUUCGUUGACUAUUAUGUUAGAAAUA